This is a messenger RNA of Physcomitrium patens, 1807 nucleotides long. RefSeq names its product protein arginine N-methyltransferase 1.1. Lineage: Eukaryota; Viridiplantae; Streptophyta; Bryopsida; Funariales; Funariaceae. Gene Ontology annotation, cellular component: nucleus. The record is from RefSeq and is a predicted model, not a curated record. Gene Ontology annotation, molecular function: histone methyltransferase activity; protein-arginine N-methyltransferase activity. Gene Ontology annotation, biological process: peptidyl-arginine methylation, to asymmetrical-dimethyl arginine; chromatin remodeling.
CUCUUCCUGUAGUUAUAGUCCUGCAGGCGCCCCUCGUUUAGGUUUUGAGAGGUCCCGCAGCCGCGACGCGAGCUGUGGCAACGGCCGUUUCAGCUGCUCUGUCCCAGUUGAAUCUAUAAAUUACGAACUUGCGAAGCCUCGGAAAGUCGGCGCAAUUGUGUUUCUUGGAGGAGAGAGUGGAGGAGUGGUGAUCAGGGUUGAAGAGAGAGUUGCUUUGUUGCGAAAGAGCGUGUUGAUGUGAGAUUGUUUGUAGCCAUGGGCCGUCGUAACAAGGGGAAGGCGGUGAGAGAAGGGUCGUCCGCCAUGGAUGUUGUUGCGGAUGCGAAUGGCACUGAGGCUAUGGCUGUAGAAGGCGAGACGGUUGUUGCUCCCCCUGAGCCUCUGAUCGCCGCGAUUCGUAUCGAGGGCGACGAGGGAGCGGUCACGCCGUCCGACCACACCAGCUCAGAUUACUAUUUCGAUUCAUAUGCGCAUUUCGGCAUUCAUGAAGAGAUGCUGAAGGAUGCAGUGAGAACAAAGACGUAUCAGAAUGCUAUCUAUCAGAAUAGGUUUUUAUUUAAGGAUAAAGUAGUCCUGGACGUGGGAGCAGGUACUGGUGUGCUCUCCCUUUUCUGCGCCAAGGGGGGUGCUAAGCACGUAUAUGCAGUUGAAUGCUCGACAAUGGCCGAGACUGCACGGGAGAUUGUGAAAACCAACGGAUUCAGUGAUGUUGUCACGGUUAUCAAAGGGAAGUUGGAGGACAUAACUCUGCCAGUCGACAAAGUCGACAUUAUCAUCUCAGAGUGGAUGGGCUAUUUCCUUCUCUUCGAAAAUAUGCUUGACACUGUACUUUAUGCUCGAGACAAGUGGUUGGUUCCUGGAGGUCUGGUCAUGCCCGAUAAGACUUCUUUGUAUCUCACUGCCAUCGAAGAUGCUGAAUACAAACAGGAGAAAAUUAACUUUUGGGAGCAAGUGUACGGGUUUGACAUGAGCUGUAUUAAGAAACAGGCGAUGGUAGAACCUCUAGUGGAUGUGGUUGACGCCAACCAAAUUGUGACACAUGCCGCACACUUAAAGACAAUGGAUAUCAGCAAGAUGAGCACCGGAGAUGCUUCUUUCACAGCUCCCUUCAAAUUAGUGGCUACCCGAAAUGAUUUUAUACAUGCUUUGGUCGCCUAUUUUGACGUCACUUUCUCAAUGUGCCAUAAGCCCAUUGGGUUUUCAACAGGACCCAAGGCACGGCCAACGCACUGGAAGCAAACUGUGAUGUACUUGGAGGACGUCAUCGCAAUCUGUGAGGGUGAGGCCUUGACAGGCACAAUGACAGUCUCCCAGAAUAAGAAGAAUCCCCGUGACUUGGAUGUGACUGUCACAUACAAUUUCAAGGGGAAAAGGUCGCAAGCUUCAAGAACACAGCAUUAUCGCAUGCGUUGAGUGGCAGAGGAGUAGAUGGUUUUCAAGUAGCUCUACAGUUGAAGUCUCUCCUUUUCCAGAGCUUCCUUACGUUGAUGGAAAUUAGGCUAGGUUUUUUCUAUUGCCUCUGUUGAGUCAAGAGCUAGGCAAUUGUUUUUUUUUUUCGUAUGAAAUUUAAGAAUUUUACUUAAGGAUUACUGGUCCUCCACGUCUAUUCUGUGUGUUCGUAUAAUUUCCCUGUUGUAUUGGGUGAUACUAUUUUCGUGGAGAGACACCAGGGGAUGUAAAACUCGCGAAGACUGGAUACGGAACUUCUUCUGACAGAGACCUCAAUGACAGUAUUUCAACCACUUCCCUUGAAGUUAUUUUUUAUUUCUCUAAUAAUGUAAAGAAACUAUAUUGGAUAUUCCCUUUC